UUAUUCGCAAGUGUGAAAAUUAGCGAAAAUAGUAGUAGAAAGUGUAUUUUUCUUCCCGUUUCCAUUAGAUAAUCAUUAUCUGAUACUGAUCUCGUUCGAUGGUGAUAGUUUAACGCGUAUAAAUUGCGUUGCGGGAGCAAAAAUCACUUAGCUAGGAAUCAUGAAAAAAAUUGCCCAUGUCUGAAGGAGUUUGCCUUAUUCUCCACCAGCUGUUAUUUUGUUUUUGUUAAAAACCAUUUGAGGAGUAUCCGCUCGCAACAUUUCCUAGCCGUAAAAUGGAUAUCGUCGGACUGGUCAAGCGGUCCUACUCGGAUUACGGAACGAUACUGAAGGAUUCGUGGUACACAAUCAUUGCGGAAGAGUUCGCUUGGUCAUUGAGUUUGCUGUUACUGCUGAUUGCGACGAUAGUAGGACUUUACUGCUGGAGGCGAAUCUAUUUGAAAAAACUCCGUGACAAAGCGGCUCAGUUGCUAUUCCAAAGCCAUGAUCCUUCCCAGUUGCGUUUCCGGAAGCGGGACAAAAUGCUGUUUUAUGGUCGGAGGAUGCUCCGUAAGAUGAAGUCCAUCUCUGGUCAGGCUUACAGUGGCCAGGGUAGAAAGCGGAAGGCAGUUAUGCGUUUCGCCAAGCGGCUUCUCCAUAUACGUCGUGAAAAUGAUCCGAUUCAGCUGCAGGUGGUUGAGCCACCGGCCGAGUACCUGGAAGAAGCAGCAGAAUGGAAUGAUAAAGUCCCUCCCGAUGCACUGUACAUGCUGCAAAGCAUUCGAAUUUUUGGUCACUUUGAGAAGCCGGUCUUUUUGAAGAUUUGCAAACACACCGAAAUCAUCAAUUUGAUCGCCGGCGAGUCGUUGAUAAAGGUUGGCGAUCCGGAUGAUAGUGUAUUUAUCGUGCAAUCGGGACAAGUCAAUGUAUUUCUGAACAAUCCGGAUGGCAGUUCUAUUGCAUUGAAAGUAGUUCGCAAGGGCGAAUCAGUAACAUCGUUGCUGAGCUUCAUCGAUGUGCUAGUUGGUAAUACUAGUCAAUAUAAAACGGUUACAGCAAGAGCGAUAGAAAAUUCUCAAGUGAUCCGUUUGCCAAUGUUUGCCUUCAAGGAAGUGUUCGAUGAAAGCCCAGAUUUGCUUGUCAGAGUCAUACAGGUCAUUAUGAUUCGGUUACAACGCGUUACAAUUACGGCUUUACACAACUAUCUGGGACUGAGCACGGAGUAUAUACAGUGUUCGUCACAGCGUAAGAAAGUGACAGUGCCGAUGAAAAAUAGCCCCGGCCAUCGUCGUGUACCGUCGGAUGUACAAGCACCAUCCCAUUCGCUAGUUGGCCACACAGUAACGGGUGACGCCAGACCGGAUAUGUUGGCAGAUUUGUCCGAUCAUAUCGGCAGUCGACGUGCAUCGGCACUACCAAGUGAACCAAUGGAGGAUACCGUAAUGAAAUCCAUUGCCAUUGAAGGAUUUUUGAAAGAGCUCGGACUGAAGGAUGAAGAUAAACCAUUUGUAGAAGACAAUAUUGUUAUAAAAGAGAUUGCUCCGGGAACCACGUUGACGCAUCAAGGCAGAAACGAUGACGUUUUGUUGAUUUUCGUCAUCAGCGGUGGCUUGACAAUAGCCCAGUAUCCGCAAAUUAAUCUCGGGUGCAACAAAAAGCUGGACAAAUCGGAAAAUCAUACCGUUACAAUUCAUCCCGGUGAUGUGGUUGGUGGUCUGGCGGUGCUCACCGGUGAAAGCAGCUUGUAUACAAUCAAAGCGAAACACUAUUCUCGUGUGGGGUUGCUCUGUAAAGAGGUGAUCUAUAACAUAAUGCGCGAACGUCCGGCUGUCGUCCUAGACAUUGCCGACAGUGUGGUGAAGCGUCUGUCUCCGCUGGUGCGUCAGUGUGACUUUGCAUUGGAUUGGAAUUUCCUCGAAUCCGGUCGUGCUGUUUAUCGUCAGGAUGAAAACAGCGAUUGCACUUAUAUCGUCCUAAACGGUCGACUACGCUCGGUCAUAACUCACUCGAAUGGUAAGAAGGAGAUUGUAGGAGAGUACGGCAAAGGAGACUUAAUCGGCAUCGUUGAGAUGAUCACGGAAACACCCCGCACAACAACUGUGAUGGCGGUGCGUGAUUCUGAACUGGCCAAACUGCCAGAAGGUCUUUUCAAUGCAAUUAAAUUCAAGUAUCCGAUAGUGGUAACCCAGUUGAUUAGUUUACUGAGCCAUAGAAUUCUGGGAUCAAUGCAAGCUAGACCAAUUACGGGAAGCUCUAUAACAGCAGUCCCGUUUGAUACGAGCCAACAGAUUCAACAUCGGUACUCCACUGUGGCCAUCGUCCCUAUCAGCGAAGAUGUUCCCCUCACUGCGUUCACCUAUGAACUUUACCACUCUCUGUGUGCUAUUGGUUCAACGCUGAGGCUUACAUCAGAUGUCGUACGGAAAACUCUCGGUCCUCAGAUUAUGGAUCAAUCUAACGAAUACCGGCUCACUAGUUGGCUUGGCCAGCAGGAAGACCGCCACAACAUUGCACUGUAUCAGUGUGAUUUAACGUUUGGUCCGUGGACGCAGCGCUGCUUGCGACAGGCCGACGUGAUAGUGAUUGUCGGGUUGGGCGAUAGGCCACCUACCAUUGGAAAACUCGAAAAAGAGAUCGAUAGACUUGCGAUACGUACCGCUAAGGAAUUGGUUCUUCUACAUCAUGAAGGCGCUGCACGUCCAACAAACACUACCAGUUGGCUGAAUAUGCGAGCCUGGGUUUCGCGACAUCAUCACAUACAGUGCCCUAAGAGGAUGUUCACGAGAAGAAGUCAAUACCGAAUUAACGACUUGUACAGUAAGGUGUUGAUGUCGGAGCCGAAUAUUCAUUCUGAUUUCUCUCGUCUGGCGAGAUGGUUGACGGGCAAUUCCGUCGGUUUGGUGCUGGGUGGAGGUGGAGCCCGUGGUGCUGCUCAUGUAGGUAUGUUCAAAGCCAUACAGGAGGCCGGCAUUCCUAUUGAUAUGGUUGGCGGUGUAAGUAUCGGUGCGUUUAUGGGGGCACUCUGGUGCUCGGAGAAAAAUGUAACAACCGUCACACAGAAAGCUCGGGAGUGGUGCAAGAAAAUGACUCAAUGGGGCCGACAGCUGAUGGAUUUGACUUAUCCGAUUACGUCCAUGUUCUCCGGGAGAGAUUUUAACCAAACCAUUCGUGGAACGUUCGGCGACGUGUGCAUCGAGGACCUUUGGAUACCAUAUUUUACACUUACCACCGACAUUUCGGCUAGCUGUGCCCGCACUCAUACCCAUGGGACACUGUGGCGUAAUGUACGUGCUAGUAUGUCCGUAGCAGGAAUAUUCCCUCCUAUCUGUGAUUUAAGAGAUGGUCAUCUACUGUUAGAUGGUUGUUACACUAAUAACGUUCCAGCGGACGUUAUGCGUGCCCAAGGUGCUGCUCAUAUAAUUGCUGUUGACGUCGGAUCCCAGGACGAUACGGACUUGACUGAUUACGGCGAUGACCUGUCCGGUUGGUGGCUUUUAUACAAGCGCUGGAAUCCUUUCACGUCACCCGUUAAAGUACCCAAUCUGCCUGAUAUUCAAUCUCGGUUAGCAUACGUUUCUUGUGUGCGACAAUUAGAGGAGGUUAAAAAAAGUGACUACUGUGAAUACAUUCGACCGCCGAUCGACCAAUACAAAACUCUGGCUUUCGGAAGCUUCGAUGAAAUCAAAAACGUAGGAUUCGAACACGGGAAGUCGUUUUUCGAAAACAUGGCCAAGUGUGGACGAUUAUCUCGUUUCAACCAAUGGAGCGUCAGGGAUGUUCCACAAAAAGUGACACAUUCGCUCAAUGAAUACACAUUCAUCGAUUUAGCACAAAUAGUCUGCAAAUUACCAGAAACCUACCCCGAGCGUGGAUAUUCCUCCAGCGAAGACGAUUAUUACGAUGGUUACGCAUCAGAGCCAUCGACGAUUCCGAUGAAGAAAAGUGCUUCGCUGAGAAUUAUGCGAGCCGCUGGAUCACUGUCCCUGUCGGAAAAUGAAAUGGAUUCCGAUGAGUUGGAGAUUCCAGUUGCGUUCAAAAAGCUGCAGGGCACUCCAACACCUGAGAAAAUUGCUAGUUUACCGCUGACGCCUGAAAAAUCUAAACAUAGCGGUUAGGAACAACCACAUUCAUCUCAGUCACUCCCUUACACACAAACAAAACUUAUCAUCACUAUAAUUUGUGAUUUUUUUAUACACCUGUUCCAGAUUGUAUGUUUUUCUAUACCAAAAAUGAAACUAAAUUAGUUAUGCCUAGAAUCGAUGGGUUUAAAAUGUAGGUUUAUCUUUGUAGUUUUAGUAAUGAAUUUAUAAGACAAUGUAAAUAUAUGAUGUUUAUUUUCGAAA
Ochlerotatus camptorhynchus is the source of this 4322-nucleotide messenger RNA. RefSeq names its product neuropathy target esterase sws-like. Gene Ontology annotation, cellular component: endoplasmic reticulum. Gene Ontology annotation, molecular function: phosphatidylcholine lysophospholipase A1 activity. Gene Ontology annotation, biological process: phosphatidylcholine metabolic process. The transcript has 13 exons. The record is from RefSeq and is a predicted model, not a curated record. Bases 276 to 4094 code for a protein of 1272 amino acids. Lineage: Eukaryota; Metazoa; Arthropoda; Insecta; Diptera; Culicidae.